AAGCGUUUCACUAUGGGUAACCCCUGAGACUUCAACAUUUCGAUCAUACCACCCCGGGAAACCCAGAACUAGGCCAGACAAAGAGGGUGUUCCAUCCAGAGCAUAUGUAGCAUUCAGGAACGCGGAACAAGUUGCAGUGUUCAGCCGCGAAUAUGAUGGCCAUCUGUUUCGCGAUAUGCAAGGAAACGAAAGUUUUGCUGUUGUAGAGUUUGCGCCAUAUCAAAAGACCCAACCGGAACGUAAGAAGCAUGAUGCGCGCUCGGGAACCAUACAUCAAGACGAAGACUAUCUUUCUUUCCUGGAGAGCUUAAAUUCUGAUGCAGAUGCCAAACCUCAGGCUGUGGAGACUUUAACAUCAAAUGGUACGAGGUUAUUCACGUCCCUCUUGUGAACUUACUCGUGAUCAGUAGCUGCAGAAGAUUCUAACUCGACGCCGCUUCUGGAGGCGCUCAAAGCUGGAAAAGCAGCUGCUCGAGAUGCAGCCAAUAUUUUGUCGUAUCAUGGUCAUUACACUGGGGCGGAUCGACGUCAGGCAGCCAAAGCCGCUAAGGAAGCCGCCAA
Messenger RNA from Cantharellus anzutake, 561 nucleotides. RefSeq lists its product as uncharacterized. The transcript is spliced from 4 exons. Gene Ontology annotation, molecular function: mRNA binding. The coding region runs from base 176 to 391 and encodes 71 amino acids. Gene Ontology annotation, biological process: positive regulation of translation; nuclear-transcribed mRNA catabolic process, nonsense-mediated decay. Gene Ontology annotation, cellular component: nucleolus; cytoplasm. Lineage: Eukaryota; Fungi; Basidiomycota; Agaricomycetes; Cantharellales; Hydnaceae. The record is from RefSeq and is a predicted model, not a curated record.